ACUUCUUUGAGUUUUGGACUUUUGGCUUUUACUUUUACGAUAUUUGUAAUUUGUUUUACUUCUACUUGUGAUUUAUCAUUUAUCAGUAUUUUAUGUGUGCAUUGCAAAGGAUUGCAAUUAUUUACUUACUUAAAGCUGUUUGAAUCAUUUAACAAAUUAAUACACACUGGCACAGCAAUGAAUGAGUCUUAUAGAAUUUUAAGUUCUUGGUUAUCCAUUCGCAGUUUAUCUGACUUUGCCUUGCAUUUCGUGCAAACUUCAUCAGUAGCGUUAGGAAUCUAAGAGUUCCGGAGACUUGUGAAUCUUAAUCAACCAUGGCCCUCAAACUUCAGGGGAUGGAAAAUUACAUGGAAUCUGAUGAAGAAGGAGAUGGGCGCGACUCUGUGUCUUCGUAUUCUCCUGUCUCUACAGAAGGUGGUUCUCAGACGGAAAAUGAAGCGAAACCUGGUUUAGAUCUGCCUUCGCGCAUCGGCAUACCUUCCGAACAAUUCGGUACUCCGCGCUCCCAAACGGACAAUGUAGAUAUAUCCCAGUCUCUCCCCGCCAACCGUUUUGGAUUCCCACAAAAUGUCGAUCUGCGCGACGAAGAAAAAGUGAAAAUUCCCGAUGACGCUCCGAGAGCAUGUCCUGCAGUAUUAGAAGAAAGGGUUGCUGAUCUCGUGGCCAAACAGCGACGCCAUAAUUAUGACAUUAACGCUGAAAUCCACAAGAGCAAGGAAUUUCGUAAUCCAAGUAUUUAUCAGAAACUGAUUGAAUACUGCGGCAUUGACGAAGUAGGUAGUAAUUUCGAUAAAAAUGAUUUUGAUCCCACGCGAUGGACUGACGGUUCCAGUAUGGAAAGUCUAGCGAAAGCACAGAGCAUCGCAAUGGAGAAAUAUGAACGCGAGAGGAAAGCCAAAGGAGGCCCGGAGCCAGCUGUAAAGCGGAAAACCAAAUGGGAUUCCGAUCCCAAGCCUGGCGUUCCUGCACGCGCUGUUGGUCAUGGAGUCGCUAAAGUGGCCUCAGCGGGCAAUUUAACGAAGUCUACAAAAUGAUUCGAAUUGCUGUGGAAGCGGAGUAUUUUUUUGGUCGAACUGUUUUUUGGACCUGAUUAUCCAAUUUUUUUCGAUCGCCAUGGAAGAAUUCCGGGAACGAUCCGUUUCAUAGUUCAUACUACUUUUAAUACUUCUGUUCUUAUCAUUUGUUAUCUCGAGGAUCGAUUUAAAAAAUAAACAAUAUAACACUUAGUCACUGAUAAUUUUCUCUGAUUCGUUUCCAGUGCAGAAUUUAAAGAGCAGUAUCGGGCAUUUAAAGAGCAGUAUUCAGAGGCAUCUGUUACACGGGCCUGAGAAAAUCAUUCCCUUGUGUUAUAUAACGUAUGGUUAUUACUUAACGUAUUGGUUAGUACAGUAGUAUUAAUAUUUCAUCCUAGCAAAACAAGCAAU
Molecule: messenger RNA, 1424 nt
Organism: Paramacrobiotus metropolitanus
Lineage: Eukaryota; Metazoa; Tardigrada; Eutardigrada; Parachela; Macrobiotidae
Product: SAP30-binding protein-like
Exons: 1
Coding region: 315-1034 (239 amino acids)
Biological process (GO): regulation of DNA-templated transcription
Cellular component (GO): nucleus
Source: RefSeq, a predicted model, not a curated record